AUGAAUUAGAAUUCUCAAACUUCUUAAAUUAGAUAUUAAAAUGUAAGACUAAUGUAAAUUACUACUGCAUUUUUUGAAUAUUCAGCUAUUUAUAAAAAUAGCAAGAGAGAGGUAAGAUUAAGAAUAUAAAACUCUUUAAAUUAAAAUAUAUUGCAAGAAGAAACCGUUAAAUUGUUACAUAUGUAAGAUAUUGAAGGUAUUCCAGAAGUGAUUGAUUAUGGGAAUAAUAGUGAUUAAAGGUAUUUGAGUAUUUAAAUAUAGAUAUUUUUUGGCUACUUAAAAUUUAGGUCCUUCAUUAAGUUAGAUUCUUUAGAUAAAUGAAUAGAUGUCGUAAAAAAGCAUAUUAUUGAUUGGCAUCUAAUUGAUAAAAUUAAUAUAGAAAGUUCAUGAUAAAAAUUAUAUUUUGUGCAACUUCUCACCCUGUUAAUUUUGUAUAGGUGAAGAUAAAUUAAUAUAUUUGAAAGACUUAUCAUAUUUAUAAAGUAAUCAUAGGCAAAAUAAAACUUUAACUUUACCAAUUAGAGAUGUUAAUUUUUUAAGUCCAAUGCUAAAUCUUAAAAAAGAUCCUAAUUAUAUUGAUGAUUUGUAUAGCUUAGCUUACUUAUUAAUAUACCUAAAUAAUAGUAAUUAAUAUAUUUAUUAUUAAUAGAAACUUUGCCUUGGCAAUAAUUUGAUCAGAUAACAAAUGAAAAAUAAUUUUAAGAAUUGUAAAACAAUAAAUUAUUAAUUACAUUUGAUAAAUAAUUUUUGGAUUAAGAAUCUUCAAUUUUAGGUGAAUGGAUUAAGUAUUUAAAGACAUUAAAAUAAAGUUAACAUCCUAAUUAUAAUUAUUUAAAAAAUAUUCUAGUAUCUAAAAUUUAUGAUAAUGGAUGGAAAGUUUAUGAUUAAAUUGAAUAUAGAUCUGAUUUCACGAACAAUAGCUCAAAAUCUAUUAUAUCUAUUAAAAGUAGAAGUAGAGGAACUUCUAUUACAAAAACCCCAAAAUAAAAAGUCAUAGAUGUUUUGAGUCCAAUAUAAGAAGUUGAUAAAGAAUUUGAAUUAGCUUAAUCAGCUAAAAGAAAGAAGGAAGAAUUUUCUAUGUUUUAAUAGUUUUAAAAUUUAUAAGAAUCAAUGGAUGAUUAAUAUCAAAUAGAUAACAAUAUAAGUUUUGCUUCUUUAGAAUAAAAUGAAUGUGAAAUAUGGAAGAAAAUGGAAAGACUAGACAAAUUAUCUAAACCAAUUAAAAUGAUGAAUAAUAAUUAAAAGAAAUGA
Molecule: messenger RNA, 1251 nt
Organism: Paramecium sonneborni
Lineage: Eukaryota; Ciliophora; Oligohymenophorea; Peniculida; Parameciidae
Source: the annotation of a GenBank genome assembly